This is a messenger RNA of Apis laboriosa (Himalayan honeybee), 1494 nucleotides long. Its product is annotated as coiled-coil domain-containing protein 97. Bases 338 to 1408 code for a protein of 356 amino acids. The record is from RefSeq and is a predicted model, not a curated record. The transcript is spliced from 3 exons. Lineage: Eukaryota; Metazoa; Arthropoda; Insecta; Hymenoptera; Apidae.
GUACACAUACAUACAUAUACAUGUAUGUAUUAUAUAUAAAUGUAUCUUAAUAUUUGUCACAGAUUUCGAUAUAUCAUAUUUCAAAUAGAUAGGUUUACGUAUCAACGCAAACUUAUGGGUUAGGUUUUUGAUGACAGUACCAAUGACGCAUGUUGUGUAAAUUGUGUAAGAUUCAUUAAUUUAAUAAUAAAAACAAAAGUAUUGUAUUAAAAAAUAUUUUAUAUAUUAUUAAUAAGUGCUGAGUUAUAAUAUGUAAGGUAAUAUUAAUAAAAAAAUUAAUUAAAUUGAUUUAAUUAUGCUGAUAUUGUAAUUAUAAAAUAAAACAAUUUGGUUAAACAUGAGUAAGAAAAAAGAUGUACAAAAUUAUACUCCAAAAAUGAUUGAAGAUGAUAAAAAUAAAAUUAGUGACAGGCAACUAAUUGUUUUAAGUGAACAGGAUAAAAAUUUAGAAGAAGAACUGUUGUGUUAUGUAGCAAAGAGUAAGGCAAUUUUUAAGAGUCAACAAAAAAAUGAUCCAGAUUUAACUUUUGAAGAAAAAUUAACAAUUGCACGCAAUAUUCUUCAAAAAAGUAAUUGUUUAUUUUUGUCUAAAUUUGGUCAUUAUAUGAAAAAAGAACAUUUAAAAUUAUUUGAAAAAAGUAAAGAUGAAGAUUAUGAAGUUGCUUAUCAUUUUAACAGAUUACAAAGAUAUUUUAAUAAUUCAACAAGACAAACAGAUGUUAGAAAUAGAAGAUAUCAAGCAUUAAAAACUUUAAUAGAAGAAGGAGAAUAUUUUAGUGAAUCUGAAAUGAUGAAAAGGAAUCCAUUGUUAUAUGAACAUUUAAUUGGACAAUAUAUGACUGAAAAACAAAAGAAAAUUAGAGAUAAUAUAGAUACUAAAAAUAUUACUUUUGUAAAUUUAUUGAUGGAAAAUAUUGAAAGGGAUAAUUUAAAGAAAAAACAGAAAUUACAAGAGGAAGAAGAACAAAAUGUACUAGAAGAAAAUGAUUCAGAUGAAGAACAAACAGAUAUAUGUGUUUCAAAGAAUAAUGAAAAAGAAACUGAAUAUUGGGGUAAAACAUCUAAUUUCAAAAAUAUAGUACAUAAAAAUGAAACAUUAAAAAAUUUUCAUUGUAUUUCAAAGACAGAAAAACAAAUACUUAAACAAGAGUUUGUAACAAACAUGUAUCAAAAUUUUUUGGAUGGAAAAGAUACAGAUUUUGAUUAUAGCACUGUUGAUGAUAAUGAAACAUAUGAUAAUAUAGAUUUAAAAACCCAGGAUGAAGAAGAUAAAUAUUUUGAUUCAGAAUCACCUGAAACUAUAGGACCAACUGAAGAUCCAAAUGAAAUUGAAAGUGAGGAUGAACUGGAUAUAUAUAUGAAAUCAUUGAAGGAACAGGUUUCUACAGAUAAACUCAAGCUUGGAUAAUCUUAUAUGUGAUGAAUACUCUCAGAUGUAGUCUUAUACAUGUACAUUAAUUUAGAUGCAAUAUUUAUAAAUAAAAAUAUAUAAAA